Lobosporangium transversale is the source of this 1212-nucleotide messenger RNA. Its product is annotated as major facilitator superfamily domain-containing protein. Gene Ontology annotation, molecular function: transmembrane transporter activity. The record is from RefSeq and is a predicted model, not a curated record. The annotation marks the transcript as partial. Gene Ontology annotation, biological process: transmembrane transport. The transcript is spliced from 3 exons. Lineage: Eukaryota; Fungi; Mortierellomycota; Mortierellomycetes; Mortierellales; Mortierellaceae.
UAUGGGGUCAUCAUGCCCAUUACCCCUUUUAUCCUCGAGGAUCUGGGGUACAAUUCCACAGCGAAUGGCGGGCUUGUUGCGUGUUAUGGUUUUGGUCACUUUAUUGCUUCGCCCAUCGCGGGCAUCAUCUCUGAUAGGUUAAACAAUCGCCGGAAACUGAUGAUUGCCGGACUAAUAUCCUUAUUGAUGUCCACCUUCCUGUUUAUGGAAUCCACAGAGAGCUUUUCGCUUCUUUUGCUUUCUCGCUUCUGCGCUGGUCUCGCAGGAGGCUCGACUGUCACUCUAGGCUUCGCUUUGCUCUCUGAUACCUAUCCUUCAAACCAGUUGGGAGUCGAGAUGGGCAAGGCCUUGGUUGGUCAGGCCGUUGGGUUGAUGGCUGGCCCUCCCCUAGGAGGUGCUCUCCUUGAACAUGUUGGUCCAAGAGCUCCUUACAUCUUUUGUUUGGUCCUCAUCGGGCUUGAUCUUUGUGUUCGCCUGUCAUUUAUCGAGGCACAGAGGGAGAAAGUGAAGGCUAUAAAGGACUUUUUGAGAAAUAAUUACAAUCAACCCCUUGAUAGGAUCACAGUCCAGAGUCCAAGUGAUGAUACAUUGGACUACAACUCUACUUUGCCAUCAAUGACCACAACAACAUGCACAUCCAGAUUUGAGACGAUUAAAGGCCUUCUCUCGAGUAAACGUUUGAUCACUGCGCUGUCGAUCAGUUUCUUGGAUGGCUUUCUCUUUGCAGUGUUCGAGCCAGUGUUACCUCUUUACCUAAGUCGUCAAUUCAAUCUUUCAGAGACCCUGAUCGGUCUCUCCUUUCUUGCUUUAAACCUUCCUACGUUCAUAUCUCCCAUUGCCGGCUGGUUCUCGGAUAAACAUGGAGCAAAGAUCAUGUCUGCUGUUGCGAUUGGAUUCUGUACUAUCUUUGUGGUCCUCCUCGGUCUACCUGGAAACCCUCUUUGGGCUAUUGUCCUCCUGUUGACUGCGAUUGGAUCCAUGUUCUCAAUCUACUUGACCCCAGUCCUGGGUGAAAUUUCGGCCGUAGUUCGGACCACGGGUGCAGGCGAUGGAUUUGCUAGGGCACUCGCGUGUUCCAACAUGUGUUUUUCACUGGGGACAGCUCUGGGAUCUUUAUUAGGGACAGUUGUUUAUGAGGGAGCAAGUAUGAUCUGGACCUGUGUCUUGAUCGCCAUUGCGAAUAUGUGUGUGUUGCCAUUGGUGUUGUUGUUC